Molecule: messenger RNA, 1410 nt
Organism: Chrysochloris asiatica (Cape golden mole)
Lineage: Eukaryota; Metazoa; Chordata; Mammalia; Afrosoricida; Chrysochloridae
Gene: FUCA2
Product: fucosidase, alpha-L- 2, plasma
Exons: 7
Coding region: 1-1410 (469 amino acids)
Biological process (GO): glycoside catabolic process; fucose metabolic process
Cellular component (GO): lysosome
Molecular function (GO): alpha-L-fucosidase activity
Source: RefSeq, a predicted model, not a curated record
AUGGCGGGCGCUGAGGACACGCGGUCCCCGGGGCUCCCCCGACUCGCGUUCCCUUUGCUGCUGCUCUUCCUGUUACCUGCGCGCCCCACCUUCGGUGCCCCGCCCUACGAGCCCACCUGGGAGUCCCUGGACGCCCGCCCGCUGCCGGUCUGGUUCGACCAGGCCAAGUUCGGCAUCUUCAUCCACUGGGGCGUGUACUCCGUGCCCAGUUUUGGUAGCGAAUGGUUCUGGUGGUACUGGCAAGAGCAAAAGAAACCAGAGUAUGUGACAUUUAUGAAGCAAAAUUAUCCUCCCGACUUCAAAUAUGAAGAAUUUGGACCACAGUUUACAGCACAUUUUUUCAAUGCCAACACGUGGGCAGAUCUUCUUCAGGCUUCUGGUGCAAAAUACGUGGUCUUAACUACCAAACAUCAUGAAGGCUUCACCUUGUGGGGUUCAAAGUACACCUGGAACUGGAAUGCUGUAGAUGAAGGGCCAAAGAGGGACAUUGUCAAGGAACUUGAGGUAGCCAUUCGGGACAGAACUGACUUGCAUUUCGGAUUGUACUACUCCCUUUUCGAAUGGUUUAACCCGCUCUUCCUUGAGGACAAAUCCAGUUCAUUCCAUAAGCGGCAGUUUCCGGUUUCUAAGAUGUUGCCGGAGCUCUACGAGUUAGUGACCAACUAUCGGCCUGAGGUGUUGUGGGCAGAUGGUGAUGGAGGGGCCCCAGACUCCUAUUGGAACAGCACUGGCUUCUUAGCCUGGCUGUACAACGAGAGCCCAGUUCGGGACACCGUAGUCACCAACGAUCGUUGGGGAGCUGGGAGCAUCUGUAAGCAUGGCGGCUACUAUACCUGCAGUGACCGCUAUAACCCAGGACAUAUAUUGCCACAUAAAUGGGAAAAUUGCAUGACAUUAGACAAGGCUUCCUGGGGCUACAGGAGGAAUGCUGGAAUCUCUGACUAUCUGACAAUAGAAGAAUUGGUGAAGCAACUUGUAGAAACAGUUUCAUGUGGAGGAAAUCUUUUGAUGAAUAUUGGGCCCACACCAGAUGGCACAAUUUCUCCAAUUUUUGAGGAGCGGUUAAGACAAAUGGGGACCUGGCUAAAUGUGAAUGGGGAAGCUAUUUAUGGAACCCACGUUUGGAGAUCCCCGAAUGACACUGUCACGCCAGAUGUGUGGUACACAUCCAAACCAAAAGAAGAUUUGGUGUAUGCCCUUUUUCUUAAAUGGCCCACAUCAGGACAGCUGUUUCUUGGCCAACCCAAAGCUACUUUCGGUUCAACAACGGUAAAACUCCUGGGACAUGGACAGUCACUUAAGUGGACUUCUUCAGAACAAACUGGUAUUAUGGUAAAUCUGCCCCAUCUCACUAUCAAUCAGUUUCCCUGUAAAUGGGGCUGGGCUCUGGAACUGACCAGUGUGCUCUAG